Salvelinus sp. IW2-2015 is the source of this 2219-nucleotide messenger RNA. RefSeq names its product zinc finger and BTB domain-containing protein 5-like. The record is from RefSeq and is a predicted model, not a curated record. NCBI's taxonomy places the organism in Eukaryota, Metazoa, Chordata, Actinopteri, Salmoniformes, Salmonidae. Gene Ontology annotation, biological process: regulation of transcription by RNA polymerase II. Gene Ontology annotation, cellular component: nucleus. Gene Ontology annotation, molecular function: DNA-binding transcription factor activity, RNA polymerase II-specific; protein binding.
CUGGCGGCUUGCAGCACUCACUUCAGAGCCCUGUUCACCGUCGCCCAGGGAGACGCCAGCAUGAACAUGAUACAACUGGACAGCGAGGUGGUGACAGCGGAGGCGUUUGCUGCCCUGGUGGACAUGAUGUACACCUCCACCCUGAUGCUAGGCGAGAGCAACGUGAUGGACGUGCUGCUAGCUGCCUCUCACCUCCACCUGAACGCCGUAGUCAAGGCCUGUAAGCACUACCUGACCACCCGCACCAUGCCCAUGUCCCCGCCGGCAGACCACCGGGCCACACAACACCGCCAGCACCAACACACCCACGCAGAACAGCAGAGACUUAGGCAGCAGCAGGCAGCCGCCGAGUUAGCCGCUAACGCUAACCUAGCGGCUAAUGCUAACCUAGCSGCUAACGCUAACCUAGAGGCUAACGCUAACCUAGCGGCUAACGCUGCUACGUCCAGGCUCCAGCGGUCGUUCCUGUUGCAGCAGCUGGGUCUAAGCCUGGUGAGCUCUGCCCUGGGCGGAGUGGAGGAGGAUGGGGCCAGGGGUGGUAGCGACGGUGUUAGCGUUAGCGGUGUAGUGGAGCAGAAAGCUUCCUUCCCCAUUCGACGUUUCCACAAGAGAAAGCCCUCCCUGAGCUUUAGCCUAUCUGAGGACAGGCCCAGGCAGAGGCCCCGCCCCUCCGGACCCCACGGGGAUGAGGAAGCGGGAAUACUCUCCCCCGACUCACACAAGACGGGGGAGGAGGCCAGACUGGACGAGCCGAUCACCGGCCUAGUAGGGGUCGUGUCCCAGGAUGACUCCCAGAUGCCCAGCCAAUCGGACAGCGGACGCUGCGAAGGGGAGGAGCAAGGGAUGGCGGAGGAGGGGGGUGUGGGGAAGGAGUCCCUGGAUGGAGGGAGUCACCAUGGUGAUGGGGUGGAGGUGAAGAUAACUGAGGAAGAGGAGGAGGAGGAAGUACGGGAGCAGCAGGGACAGGUGGUGGUCAAGUGUGAGCCUCUGAGCUCCCCAGAGCCAGCAAAUGACAUCACCAUCCAGGGUAGCGACCAGCUGGGACCUGGAGGAGGUAGAGGAAGAGGAGGAGGAGGAGGAGAGGAGGAGAAGGUAGAACUGAGCCCACAGAGCAGCGACCGUAGUCUCUCCUCCUCUGACCAACAGCCUCUCCGGCCCAGCUCCCAGCUCCUGCUGAAAGGAGGUCUUGGUGGGGGGAGUGGAGGUGGUUUUGGCUGUAGUAYCCAUCUCGAUGGGAAGUCUGGUUUUAGGAUUUCUAGCUUCCUCGGCGCCAAUGUCUUUGGAAGCGGAGGGGCGGGGGUCGAUGCCGGGGACGACGACCUCACCACGACAACCGGCGAGGCGAUGGCAGCAGCACAUCGUUUCCUGCUGAGCCCGGAACACUCUGGGACCAAUAACUCCGCCUCGAUGCUCCGUCCCGGGUCGGCCAACCACCUCCACCUGCUGGGUGGCGACGGUCUCGGGGGAUUCUCUACAGACGCCGAUUCGCUCUUCCUGCGUCCCCUGCAUGACGGGCUGGGAAACCCCAGAGGAGGAGGGGGGUUUCCAGACCCGUUUUCUCUGGACUUCCAGCGCUCCAGCCUGGGCCUGCACUCCCUGGCCCGUGCCUCUAGAGGGGGCUCCCUGGGCUUUCCUGGAUACCGCCGCAUCGCACCUAAAAACGACCACACGGGAGGAGGAGAAACGGGGGUCAUUCUCCAAGACGCCCUGUCUUCCUCCAGUCUGGGGGAAGGGGGACCCUUGCUUCUGAACGGAUCGGGGGGGUACGAGUCAGGCCCCCCCACCUCCUCCUCCUCCUCCUCCGCCCCCCACCCCCAGCUGACCCGGGCCUCUGCGGACGUCCUCUCCAAGUGUAAGAAGGCCCUGUCUGAACACAACGUCCUGGUGGUAGAAGGAGCCAGGAAGUACGCCUGUAGAAUCUGCUGUAAGACAUUCCUCACCCUYACCGACUGUAAGAAACACAUCAGAGUGCACACCGGGGAGAAACCUUACGCCUGCCUCAAGUGUGGCAAACGUUUCAGCCAGUCGUCCCACCUGUACAAACACUCCAAGACAACGUGUCUGCGGUGGCAGAACAGCAACAUGGCCAACACACUGAUGAUAGGCUUGGGUAGCUGAUAGAUGUGAUCACUGUAGAGGGGGGGAAGUGAACGGUAUCCCAGACUUUAAUAAACCUUUUAUACCAUCGUUGUGCCAUACCGGAGCUAUCGGUAUUACCG